AUGAGGCCACCUUACAGCCACCAACCUAGAGGCAGAUAUCUUCCUCCGCCUCCUCCUUCUGGCAUUUAUAGCUUUGAUAGAUCACCCUAUGAAGCUGGCAGCCGUUACAGACGAGAUGGGCGCUCUAGACCGUAUAGUCCACCACCACCUCAUUACUCAAAUUUUUCUUAUAGACCGUACCAAUCUCCACCUCUCCCACAUUGUUCUACAAAAGAGCCAUCUCGUCGCAGGAUACCUCCCAAAGCACCUUAUAGAUAUAUCGAAAGCGACCGACGUCAUUCUAGCCGUCCCAAAAUAGACGAAAGUGUGCGAGUUGUUGAGAAUGGCAAAAGUAAGAAAGAAACAAUGUCGAAUAGCAGUAGCAGUAAACCUCUUCAAAAACAAACCACAUCGACAGAAUUGCAGGAGAGCGUUGUGGAGAUAAAGGAACAACAACAAGCUGAUGAAAUUCAAUCUUCUUCGUCCAAUAACCAACAAAAAACGAAGGAAGAAAGGGAAUUAGCCAAGAAAGAACAAGUUGUUUUUUUAGAUAUUGAAGAAGAAGAGGAGCAUCUGAUGCAAUUCGACAGUCAGCAGAAAACCAGUGCCAGAUCAACACCGAACUCAGAUGAAGGGCAGAAAUUGGAAACCACCAGAUUAAAGACACAUGAUGAAGGACGAUAUGCUGAUAGAGAAACAUCAAAAGUAACAGAUAUGGAGUUGGAUGGAAACGGAGAAGAGAAGUCUGAAGAAAAGAUCCCAAAACCUUGGACCAAAUACAUUUCUGACAAAGGCGAACCAUACUACCACAACAGAAUUACAAAUCAAACAGUAUGGACUUUGAGAGAAAUACUUUUAGAGACGCCAAAAAAUGAGCGUGCGGAAAGUAGAAGAGUACGACACAAUGCGGAAGAAGACCCAGAAAGAAAUUCUAGGAAAAUUGCAUCUUCACCGAACAAACCUUCUGUUAACAAUAAUAGAAAGCGAAGCCUCAGUAAUAAUAGAGAUCGCUAUGAAAGCAGAGAUACUAACUCAAAAAACCCUACUUAUGAUAAAAGGCAUUUGGAGAAGGAUGUGGAAAGUAAGGCAGAAGGAAUUUCAAAACAAAAUGUUGAUGGAAAUGGUAGACAAAUGCGAAGCUUAUCUUCAACUACUAAAACAUCACGCUUAGAAAGCAAGGGGGAUAAUAUGAGAAAAACUAGCGGAACAGCAGAAGAGAAAAGUAUGAAAAAAAGACUUGUCCCAGAAGGAAGACCUGCCGCCUCAAGUUCUACUUCAGAGGGGAAACCUUACCUCAGUAGACCCAAGACGAUUGAAAGAGAUGCUUAUGGUAAAAUCAAAGUUACAACACGUAGUCAAUUAUCACCAUCUCGUAGCAGAAUUCCAUCCUCUCCUCCUUCAAAUGGUAGACAGAGGCCUGCAGCGUACCCUAUCAAUAGAACAGAGUUGCGUAACCGGUCUCGUUUGUCUCCAUCACCUUCGAUGCCUCCAAUUCCACCACCUAGAGGAUUUCACCCCUAUGAGCGCGAAUAUAGUAGGCAUUCUAGCAGUAGAAGAUAUAGCGGGCUACCUUUAUCACCACCACCGCCUCCUUCAAUUCCUCCAACGACUUAUCCAGCAUUUCAUACCACGCGACACAGCCGACCUAUUGACAGAUACUCACGCUAUCCAUCAGCACUUGAAGAACGACACCCUCCAAUGCCUCCCGCUUAUGAUUACAACAGAUCUUCGUUACGCUCUCCGCCUCCUAGAUGGCAUCCACGAGAGUCUGACGUUGACAGAAGAUCACAUGAGCUAUAUAUCAGUCGCCGUCGUCCAACUCCCCCUCCUCUACCACCUCACCAUCAUCACCAGCAUUCUGGUAGAGGCUAUCGCUAA
This is a messenger RNA of Mycotypha africana, 1857 nucleotides long. RefSeq lists its product as uncharacterized. The record is from RefSeq and is a predicted model, not a curated record. NCBI's taxonomy places the organism in Eukaryota, Fungi, Mucoromycota, Mucoromycetes, Mucorales, Mycotyphaceae. Gene Ontology annotation, molecular function: protein binding. Bases 1 to 1857 code for a protein of 618 amino acids. The transcript has a single exon.